CUUGCUACCGAUGAUGGAUUAGUAGCACCAAACGUAUUGUCAGUCGCCCGUUGGAACAGAGAGACCCGUAUGGCAAUGGCAUUGGCAUGGAUGGUUUCGAUGCCCGAUCCCUAUAAACACACCGGACAACAGACCAAACCAUAGCGAGCGUGUCUAAGACCAGCGUGCCCUUGCCCAUUCCAACACAUAGCAACGGACAGCCCAAGUCUUAACCAAAGCCACACCAUCCUCUCCUCAGCUAGGUAGCCGUAGGCCAUGAGAGGUGGCGGAGCAAUGGAGUCGUCGUUGCUCGGAGCAAACCCGCGUCUCCUCUGCUGCCUCUUCCUCCUGUGGGCGCUCGCCGCCGUCGCCGAGGCCAAGACGGUGCACAAGCAAUGGGACAUCAGCUACCAGUUCACGCACUCGGACUGCGUGCGCAAGCUGGCCGUCACCAUCAACGGCCGCACCCCGGGCCCCACCAUCCGCGCCGUGCAGGGCGACACCGUGGUGGUCACCGUCAAGAACCUGCUGAUGACGGAGAACGUCGCGAUCCACUGGCAUGGCAUCCGGCAGCUGGGCACGCCGUGGGCGGACGGCACGGAGGGCGUCACGCAGUGCCCCAUCCUCCCGGGCGACGCCUUCGAGUACAGGUUCGUGGUGGACCGGCCGGGCACCUACAUGUACCACGCGCACUACGGCAUGCAGCGCUCCGCCGGGCUCAACGGCAUGAUCGUCGUCGCGGCCGCGCCGGGCAGCGCCGACGCCGAGCCGUUCGCGUACGACGGCGGCGAGCACGAGGUCCUCCUCAACGACUGGUGGCACAAGAGCACCUACGAGCAGGCCGCGGGGCUCGCCGCCGUCCCCAUCGUGUGGGUCGGCGAGCCCCAGUCGCUGCUCAUCAACGGGCGCGGCAGGUACAACUGCUCGGCCAUGGCGCCGGACGCCGCCUGCAACGCGACGCACCCCGAGUGCGCGGCGCAGGUGUUCGCCGUGGUGCCCGGCAGGACGUACCGCUUCCGCAUCGCCAGCGUCACCUCCCUCUCCGCCCUCAACUUCGAGAUCGAGGGGCACGAGAUGACGGUGGUGGAGACGGACGGGCACUACGUGAAGCCGUUCGUGGUGAAGAACCUCAACAUCUACUCGGGCGAGACCUACUCCGUGCUCAUCAAGGCCGACCAGGACCCCAACCGCAACUACUGGCUCGCCUCCAACGUGGUGAGCCGCAAGCCCGGCACGCCCACCGGCACCGCCGUGCUCAGCUACUACGGCGGCCGCAGCAGCCCGCGCGCGCCGCCGCCCACGGCGCCGCCCGCCGGCCCGGCGUGGAACGACAGCGCGUACCGCAUCCGCCAGAGCCUCGCCACGGUGGCGCACCCGGAGCACGCGCACCCGCCGCCGCCGCGCGCCGACCGGACCAUCCUCCUCCUCAACUCGCAGAACAAGAUCGACGGCCGAAUCAAGUGGGCCAUCAACAACGUCUCCUUCACGCUGCCGCACACGCCCUACCUGGUGGCCCUGAAGCACGGCCUGCUGGGCGCCUUCGACCAGUGCCCGCCGCCGGAGACGUACAACCACACGGGGUACGACGUGUACGGCGUGCAGGCGAACCCCAACGCCACCACCAGCGACGGGCUGUACCGGCUGGCGUUCGGGUCCGUGGUGGACGUGGUGCUGCAGAACGCCAACAUGCUGGCGCCCAACAACAGCGAGACCCACCCGUGGCACCUCCACGGCCACGACUUCUGGACGCUCGGGUACGGCGUGGGGCGGUUCGACCCGGCGGUGCACCCAGCCACCUACAACCUGAGGGACCCCGUGAUGAAGAACACGGUGGCGGUGCACCCCUUCGGCUGGACGGCGCUGCGGUUCCGGGCCGACAACCCCGGCGUGUGGGCCUUCCACUGCCACAUCGAGGCGCACUUCUUCAUGGGCAUGGGCGUCGCCUUCGAGGAGGGCAUCGAGCGCGUCGGCGACCUCCCGGAGGAGAUCAGGCGCUGCGUCAGCACCAAGGGCGGACACCACUAACCGAUCGCGAUGAUCAAACGUGCGUGAUGAUCGUGUGGAAGUUCCGUAACAUUGGCUCCGUGCAUUCAUUCAUUUGUUCCAUCCAUAUUAGUACCACAAAAUUCCUAUUAGUAAUGCAUUGUUCUUCUUCUUCUUUUCUGUGUGGGUGUGAUGCAUUCACUAGUAUUGAUGUACUAUCAACCGCAAAAAAGAAAAUGUUGUCACUUGUAUGUUGUAUAUAGAUUUUACGGUGAGCAAAAUGCUAA
Messenger RNA from Aegilops tauschii subsp. strangulata, 2249 nucleotides. RefSeq names its product L-ascorbate oxidase. The record is from RefSeq and is a predicted model, not a curated record. Gene Ontology annotation, cellular component: extracellular region. Gene Ontology annotation, molecular function: oxidoreductase activity; copper ion binding. Lineage: Eukaryota; Viridiplantae; Streptophyta; Magnoliopsida; Poales; Poaceae.